AUGAAUUCUUCAAAAUCUUCUUUAAUUGAAUAUUUAAAGGCAAUUGAAAGUGAAAGAUUUGAAGAUGCUGUAAAAAUAUUGGAUGAUAUCAUCAAGGAUAUUCCUGAUGCAGAAAAAGAUUCAUUAAUAGUAUGUUUGAAAUUUCGUAUAUGUGCGUUAUACAAAAUUAAAAACUAUACAUUGAUUAUACUUGAUUGUUUAAAAUUAGAACAAUUAGGUAUUGAUAUUGAUAAUGAUUUAGAACUAUCGACUAUAAAAAUGUAA
This is a messenger RNA of Rotaria sp. Silwood1, 264 nucleotides long. Lineage: Eukaryota; Metazoa; Rotifera; Eurotatoria; Philodinida; Philodinidae. The record is from the annotation of a GenBank genome assembly.